CAAACAAACAAACAAACAAAAUGGCGCACAAAAUGAGACAAAGGACAAGAGCAGCAACAGCAAUGGCAACAACAACACCAGCAGCAGCAGCAACAUGCACGCCAGCAACAUCUCGCCAUACUACAGUAACAACAAAGCCAACAACAUCAAAUGGCACGCAUUCAAGUUCAAGGCGGUCAUCGUUAAUCACAUGUUUUAUAUCCUGCCACACGUUUAGCUUGUUGUUGCUGUUGAUGAUGUUCUCUUUUGUGCUUUUUGCGAGUGUUGCACAAGCAGCUCGCAGCAAUAGCAACAGCAGCAGCAGCGGCAGCAGCGCAUCAGCAACAUCCACACAGGCAACACCCAUUUGGGAUCACUCUAUCGAUUUGAAUGAGGAUUUUCGCAUACUAUGGCAAAUCAUUAAUCAGGAUAUAACAUUUGAAAUACAAGCACGUACAUUAGGUUAUGUCGGCUUUGGAUUCUCGCCCGAUGGCAAUCUGGCUGGUUCCGAUAUGGCCAUCGGUUGGGUGGACAAGGGUCAAACCUAUUUUCAGGAUCGUCAUGUUACACGCAAUGGUGACCCCGAACCGGUUGUGGAUCCCUCACAGGAUUAUAUGCUGAUGAUGGGCUAUGAGAAUGCCACACAUACUGUAUUACGUUUCCGCCGGAAGUUGGACACAUGCGAUGGCAGUCAUGACAUUGCCAUAACGAACGACACGAUGCGCUUGCUAUACAUGUAUCACGCACAGGAUCCACCACACGGCUCGGUGCGUCCGGGCACCCUACCAGAUCCGGUGCGCGCCUUUCGUCCCUAUCGACCCAUGGUCUUGAUGCAACGGGCCCAACUGCAAUUGCCAUCGCAUGAUGAACGCGUUCGAGUGCUAGAGCUACGCAAUGAGGAUGUUGAGCUGCCUGGCGGCGAUACGCCGCUCUUUUGGUGCAAAAUGUUCAAACUGGAGGAUAUCAAUCGCAAGCAUCAUCUUAUACGGUACGAACCGAUUUAUGAUUCAUCGUCCAGUGUGCAUUACUUGCAGCACAUAACGCUACACGAGUGCCAGGGCUCACAUUCGGAACUGGAGGAGAUGGCACGCGAACAGGGACGCCAUUGUAUGGGUGCACGAUCCAUACCGUUGGCAUGCAAUGCCAUUGUUGCCUCAUGGUCGCGGGGCAGCGAGGGCUUUACAUAUCCCCAUGAAGCUGGCUAUCCAAUCGAGUCGCGACAGGCCAAAUAUUAUUUAAUGGAGACCCAUUAUAACAAUUUGAAGCCGGACUUUACCCAAUUGCAUGCGAGACAAAUGGCGGAUAAUUCGGGUUUGAAAAUCUACUUUACGCACGUGCUGCGACCAAAUGAUGCUGGCAUAUUGUCAAUCGGCAUGGAUCCCAAUUGGCGUCACAUUAUACCACCUGGCCAAAAGCGUGUGAUUUCCGAGGGCCAAUGCAUUGAGGAUUGUACAGGUUAUGCAUUCCCCCAACAAGGUAUCAACAUUUUUGCGGUCAUGAUGCGCACCCAUCAAAUUGGCAAGGAGGUUAAACUGCGGCAGAUACGACAAACGGAGGAGCUACCGCCAAUUGCACACGACAGCAAUAUAGAUGUUGCCUAUCAGGAUUUUCGACGUUUGCCACAAUCGGUGCAUUCCAUGCCAGGGGAUAGACUCAUCGCCGAAUGCAUUUAUGACAGUUCGUCACGAAAGGCAAUUACCUUGGGUGGCCUCACAAUGAAGGAAGAAAGCUGCACAGUGCUGACACUUUACUAUCCACGCCAAAAGAAACUGACAACAUGUCACUCACUGCCGAGUCUGCCCACAGUGUUGCAUUCACUUGGCAUCGAACAACUUGCAACCGAUUCAAAUCCAGUGCUUAUAUCAUCACCACCCGAAUUGGCUGGCAUGACAUUGGAGGCACGCCUGAUAUCUUACGAUUGGGAAAAUCAAUUUGGUGAAUUUCAAGAGGCCACACGUAAAGGCAGCUUUAAGCCCAUCUGUUGGGGAGCCAAGAAUCAUGUGGUCCCGGGAUCCGAAUUUCUUGAAGGCUAUAGCAUAAAUGUAACCAAAACGUAUAAGAAGCAUAAACGCUGUAAGCCAAAACGCCUCUAUGCCCCAAUCACGGAACGCACCUCACCGGCAUCCGAUCUGAGCGAGCUGCCAGUCCUCCAUGAGCUGGACAACAAUAAUAUUAUUGAGGGAGCGGCACGAAGCAGUCGAAGCUCGGCCACAGAUGUCCAUAGCAUUAGCAGAGGAAAUUGUGGCGAGUUUAUCAGCUGUAUGCUCUGGCUGGGCGCCUCAUCCUGGUGGCUGUUGCUAAUGCUAAGGACGUGAGGGAAUCAAAUUGAAUGCAACUAAAGAGAUGGAAGAGUACACAGAGUCACCACCGUCUAAACUAAACAAUAUAACAGAAAAAAAACAAACACAAACAAAAAAAAAUUAAAAAAAAAAAACAAAAAAAAAACAGCAGAAAAGAAAGUAAAGGAGAGAAAGGAACACACACACACACUCACACAAGCAUCAAAAACUAUGAAAAGCAAGUAAACAGGAACAAAAAAAAGACAACAAGAUAAAGCAAAAACAGAAAGAAAAAAAACGAAUCACUUACAUAAAUACUCAACUAAUCUAAGUUGUCUGUCCUCUUCUCCCAGCCAUUUGGUUACUUUUUAACGCUUUUUCCCCCUCCAUCCCUUACCCUACCCGCCCCCCGCACCACCACCCACCAUGACAACAACACUCUUUUCUCUCGCUCUAACUAUAAAUGACGUCUCUUAAUCCUACUACAAAUACAAAAAACGAGAAAAUACAAAAAGCAACAAAAAACAGUAAAA
Messenger RNA from Drosophila willistoni, 2791 nucleotides. It is a transcript of the gene olf413, whose product is annotated as MOXD1 homolog 2. The transcript has 10 exons. Gene Ontology annotation, cellular component: secretory granule membrane. The coding region runs from base 21 to 2294 and encodes 757 amino acids. NCBI's taxonomy places the organism in Eukaryota, Metazoa, Arthropoda, Insecta, Diptera, Drosophilidae. Gene Ontology annotation, molecular function: copper ion binding; dopamine beta-monooxygenase activity. The record is from RefSeq and is a predicted model, not a curated record. Gene Ontology annotation, biological process: dopamine catabolic process; octopamine biosynthetic process; norepinephrine biosynthetic process.